CCGUUCGCUACCAUCGUCCUCCGUGUUCGAGAAUCGAGAUCGUGAGCGCAAGAGACAGAGGAAGAGAGAGGAGGGAGCGAAGCAACGAUGCCGACGGGUAGGCUGAGCAGCAACAUCACCCAGGACUGGGAGCCGGUGGUGCUGCGGCGUACGAAGCCGAAGGCGGCGGACCUCAAGUCGGCGAAGGCGGUGAACCAGGCGCUGCGUUCGGGCGCGGCCGUGGAGACGGUGCGGAAGUCGGCGGCGGGCACCAACAGGCACUCCGCGGCGCCGGCGGCGCCCGCGCGGAAGCUGGACGAGACGACGGAGCCCGCGGCGGUGGAGCGGGUGGCUGCGGAGGUGCGCGCGGCGAUCCAGAGGGCGCGCGUGGCCAAGGGGUGGAGCCAGGCGGAGCUGGCGAAGCGCAUCAGCGAGCGCGCGCAGGUGGUGCAGGAGUACGAGAGCGGCAGGGCGGCGCCCGCGCAGGCCGUGCUCGCCAAGAUGGAGCGCGUGCUCGAGGUCAAGCUCCGCGGCAAGGGCGUCGGCGCGCCCCUGGCGGCCGGGGGCGGCGGCAAGUGAUGCGACGGCCCUGUGCGGAAACGUUGAUGGUAGGCGAUGGAACGAACGGGUGUAGUUUGUGUCUGAUUUGGGGAAGCUGUAAGAUUUGGGGGAUGUAAAUCUGUAGUAGCGCAUUCGCACCUGCUCUCUACAAACUUCCGGCGAACUUGUAGCGAUGUUUGAUGAUUGGUGCCAAAUGGCAAUUGGCAUGUGGUUUCAAUUCGGUACCCGUGGUCUUUCUA
Molecule: messenger RNA, 779 nt
Organism: Panicum hallii
Lineage: Eukaryota; Viridiplantae; Streptophyta; Magnoliopsida; Poales; Poaceae
Product: multiprotein-bridging factor 1c
Exons: 1
Coding region: 88-558 (156 amino acids)
Cellular component (GO): nucleus
Molecular function (GO): DNA binding
Source: RefSeq, a predicted model, not a curated record